AUGGCUACGAGUGUCGUGCCCACGUCCAUGGCACGGCAUGAAAUUCAGGAGCCAGUCCUGCCAAGUCCCGGGACUCCGGAUUCACAUGAGUCGGAAGCCACGGAAGGCUCCGGCAGCACGGGCGACGACGACGACGACGAGGAGGAGGAGGAGGAGCAGCUCUACGGAGACCGGGAGGAUGCCCAAUCCUUCAUCCAGCCCUCCAUCAGCCGCGCAGCCACGCGUCUGACCUCGCCCAAGACGCCGGCUGCCGAGAAGGUGGCCGCCAUGGACGAACUGAUCGACGGUUUCUUUGGUGGUUCAGACGAAGCGGCUCCGGCACCUGCAGCCAAGCCGCCGGUCCCUGCAGAACCACCAGCGCCGAUCUCAGCACCGGACCAUCCCCGGAAGCCAGAUGUCGCCAACUUGCAUCUCGAUUCCACGCCCUCGGCAUACGAAUUCGAAGCCGUCCUGCCUACGCCGUGGCACGCCGGACCGAAGGAGUUGGUCGUUGCUGGGCCCGGCAAUGCCAAGCCCGCCCUCGCCGGCGUCUUUGGCCAGAGCAGCAGCAGGCCCCGCCGGUCGUCUUCGGUCGGGCAGGAGGCCCUGAGGAGGCUGUCCAAGGCCCUCCCGUCGAUAUCCAUCCCGAGCGGCCUCAUGUCCAGCUUCCCGACGCCGUCGUUCUUCUCCUCCAGCUCCUCGUCCCCCAAGGCCACCGGGGCCCAAUCGCCGAUGCGAUCGGCCUCGCCCGCGAUCAGGACCCGGAAUUCGUCGGCGCAGGUCCGGCCCGCCUCCGUGGCCAUUCCGGUCGGGUCCCGGCCAGCGGUGGCGCAGGGGCAACCCGCCACCGUGCUUGCGAGCCUACCCGAGGCGUCCAGGCGGUCCUUGACAUUGCACAAGUCGCCGUCUGACGACUCCCUGCUGUACCACUCGCUGUCCAGGGUGUCCUCGUUUGGGGACGACGCACGUUUCGAAAACAUCCGCGAACAGGUCAACUCGAGGUUCAAGGCCAUCAAGGAUAGUUUCCCUGAGAGGCCGACUUUCAAGAUGCCGCCCAUGCCAAACAUUUUCCCAAGGAGUCCUGGUCUGGACGGCCCGGCGCCUAUGAGCUCCGGCAUCCCCAAAGGGGAUCUCAAGAGCCAGGUCAUGUCCCGGCCGGCGACGUCUCUACUUGACCAGGUCCUGGACACUCUCGAGGGCGACAUCGUCGUGCUCGGGGGCUACAGAGGCUCGAUCCUCAGAUCUGCCGAGCCUCCGCACCGGCAACUAUGGGUCCCCGUCAAGGUCGGACUCAACAUCCGGAAGGUCAACAUGGAGGUCGGCCUCGACCCGGCAGACGAGGAGAACAUGGAGAAGACCAUUUACCCCUCCGGCAUGCUGCAGCACAUCGGCCCCGUCGACAUCUCGCGCCGGCUGUUCAAGAAGCUGCGAGACUGCGACAACGCCCGCUCCGGCAAGCUGCGGGUGCACGACUACGGGUACGACUGGAGGCUGAGCCCGCACCUCCUGUCGCGGAAGCUGGUCGAGUUUCUCGAGAAGCUGCCGUCCAACAGGCCCGGCACCCCCGCGCCGAGGAGGGGCGCGCUCGUCAUCGCCCACAGCCUGGGCGGCCUCAUCACCCGCCACGCCGUCAACCAGCGGCCCGAGCUGUUCUCGGGCGUCGUCUACGCCGGCACGCCCCAGCGCUGCGUCAACAUCCUGGGCCCCAUCCGCAACGGCGACGCCGUCCUGCUCAACGAGAAGGUCCUGACGGCCCAGGUCAACUUCACCCUGCGCACGAGCUUCGUCUUCCUGCCCGAGGACGGCUUCUGCUUCAUCAACAAGGAGACCAAGGAGGAGUACCCGGUGGACUUUUACGAUAUCAACGACUGGAUCAAGUACCGCUUCUCCCCGUGCCUCGACCCCCCGACCUCCUCCGACGCCGACGUCGGCACCAACGCCGCAGGGACCCUCUCCUCCAAGCGCUCCAGCACCUUCGGCACCCUGCUCGACCUGUCCUCCACCUUCCCCCUCCGGCCGCGCUCCGUCACCACCGAGUCCAUACGUAAACCUGCCGCCUCCUCUUCCGACACCACCACGUUCCUCCACAACAACAGCAACAACAACCACAAAGACCGCACCCUCGCCCCGCAGAUGCAGGACUCCUCGGCGUACGCCUCGCCGCCGCCGCCGCCGCCCUCCCCGACCCAGCGCGACAGGAACAUAGCCUACCUGACGCGCGUCCUCGCCGACACGAAGCGCUUCCGCGCCGAGACGGCCCACGACCGCCGCCUGACGGCCGCCAACGCCUACCCGCCCCUGGCCGUCAUCUACGGCAAGGACACCCCGACCGUCUACGCCGCGCGCGUGCCCUCCCGCGCGGCCAUCGCCGGGCCCGAGGCCUACGACGACCUCGGCUUCCGGUCCGGCGACGGCGUCGUCCUCGCCAAGGAGGCCAUGGUGCCCGACGGGUAUGACCUCGUGCGCGGGGGCCGCGUGAGCUCGGACCGCGGGCACAUCACGCUGCUGGGCGACCUCGGCGCCGUGGGCAGGGCGCUCGAGGCGGUCGUCCGGGGCCGGCGCAAGGGGAUCGGCCUCGGGCCCGCUGCGGCCGCCGCCGAUAGGAAAGGCUGA
Thyridium curvatum is the source of this 2592-nucleotide messenger RNA. RefSeq lists its product as uncharacterized. NCBI's taxonomy places the organism in Eukaryota, Fungi, Ascomycota, Sordariomycetes, Thyridiales, Thyridiaceae. The record is from RefSeq and is a predicted model, not a curated record. Gene Ontology annotation, molecular function: triacylglycerol lipase activity. The coding region runs from base 1 to 2592 and encodes 863 amino acids. The transcript has 2 exons.